Synchiropus splendidus (mandarinfish) is the source of this 2970-nucleotide messenger RNA. Its product is annotated as eosinophil peroxidase-like. Gene Ontology annotation, biological process: response to oxidative stress. Lineage: Eukaryota; Metazoa; Chordata; Actinopteri; Syngnathiformes; Callionymidae. The transcript has 16 exons. The record is from RefSeq and is a predicted model, not a curated record. The coding region runs from base 62 to 2353 and encodes 763 amino acids. Gene Ontology annotation, molecular function: peroxidase activity; heme binding.
UAUAACAACACAACCUCAUCCCUCCACACUUCAUCUGCUUGGGCUGCCUUCACACACGGAGAUGCAUCUUUCUGUUCUGAUACUGGGCAUUUGCCUGGUUGCUGCUCACGCCAGUCCGACAGAGCAUCAUGGCAGGUCUCUGGUCCAACGCUGUUUCGAAGAGGCCAAGAAACUGGUGGAUGACGCUUACACAUAUUCCAGGGCUGAGAGUCUCAGACGAGUCCGCAAAAAUGUCGUGGCACCUCAUGACGUCCUCCGAUUCAUGAAGCAGCCACGUGGAGACACUCGCUCGGCGGUGAGAGCUGCAGACUACAUGGAACACACCCUGCGACUGCUGCAGCAGAGACUGCACCGCAUUAACAAACGCUCUCUCAAUACCACAGACUUGAUGACCCCAGAAGACCUCUUGAGGCUGGCCAAAUUGACCGGGUGUGCUGCUCGAAUCAGAGAUCCUCCGUGUCGCGCCACACAGAACAUCGACAAGUAUCGCACCAUCACCAGCGUCUGCAACAAUCUGCAGAACCCUCGCCUCGGCGCCUCCAACACACCCUUCGCCCGCUGGCUUCCUGCUGAGUAUGACGACAACAUCUCCAUCCCCAAAGGGUUCACCAGAAUCAAACCGAUCAACAACUUCCUGCUGCCCCUGGUGCGCCAAGUGUCCAACAACAUCCUGAGCACAACAGAUCAGGGCGUGGAAAGCGACAAUGAAUUCAGUCACAUGGUCACUUUCUUUGGCCAGUGGAAUGACCAUGACCUGUCCUUCACCCCCUUCUCACCGAGCAUCCGCUCCUUCAGCAACGGGGUGAACUGCGACGAGAGCUGCGAGCGCACUGAGCCCUGCAUCCCCAUCGAGAUCCCACCUGGUGACCCCCGCGGACCUCCCGGCCCCGACAACUGCAUCCCCGCCUUCAGAUCCGCACCAGUGUGUGGGACUGGAUUCUCAGCCUACAACUUUGGCGGGGAACCCGCAGUGAGGGAGCAGAUAAACGCCCUGACCUCCUUCCUGGAUCUCAGCCAAGUGUACGGCUCCGAGGAGAAGCUGGCCCUCAGUCUCCGAAACCUUUCUAGCGAUGGCGGCCUGAUGCUGGUCAACUCUGAGUUCAGGGACAACGGACGAGAGCUGCUGCCCUUCCACCCACUUCAGGUCAACAUGUGCGCCACUCGAGGGAGAAUCACCAAAGACACCGACGCCAGGGAGGUCCCCUGUUUCAUCGCCGGUGACUCACGAGUGGACGAGAACUUUGCUCUGACCUCCAUUCACACUCUCUUCUUGCGGGAGCAUAACCGCUUGGCACGUCAACUCAAGAGGUUGAACCCAGACUGGGAAAGUGAGACGCUCUACCAGGAGACCCGGAAGAUCAUGGGAGCUUACACACAGGUGUUUGUGUUCCGCGACUACCUGCCCCACAUCGUGGGCAACGUUGCGAUGAGGAGGCAUCUUGGUCGUUAUCCUGGCUAUGACCCGACAGUCAACCCGAGCAUUUCCAACGUGUUCGCGACCGCGGCUUACCGCUUCGCCCACUUGGCCAUCCAACCGAUGCUGUCUCGCUUGGACCAAGACUUCAAAGAACAUCCCCAGUUCUCCAACGUGCCCUUGUUCAUGGCCUUCUUCACUCCCUGGCGCAUCGUCUUUGAAGGUGGUGUGGACCCGGUGCUCAGAGGUUUGAUCGGCAGUCCUGCUAAACUCAACACUCAGGAUCACAUGCUGGUGGAAGCGCUCAGGAACAGGCUCUUCCAGUUCGUGCAGCACAUCACUCUGGAUCUGGGGUCCCUGAACAUGCAGAGAGGCAGAGACCACGGCUUGCCUGGCUACAAUGCCUGGCGCAAGUUCUGCGGCUUGUCGCAGCCGAAGAAUCAGGAGCAGCUCGGUCAGGUCCUGAACAACUCCGACUUGGCUCGCAGGCUUCUUGACCUGUAUGGGACCCCCGACAACAUCGACGUCUGGCUCGGAGGUGUGGCCGAGCCCUUUGUGGAUGGAGGACGUGUCGGGCCCCUGUUCGCCUGCCUCAUCGCAAACCAGUUCAAGAAAAUACGUCAAGGAGACAGGUUGUGGUACGAUCGGCGGGGCGUCUUCACGCCGAGUCAGCAAAACGCUCUCAAGACUGCCAACCUCGCCAGGAUCAUCUGCGACAACACUGGCAUCACGUCUGUCCCCCGAGAUGUUUUCAACGCGGUGUCGAGGAGGAACCCGCGGGUGCAAUGUCGUAACAUCCCCCGCCUGAACCUGAACCCCUGGAGAGACACGUCCUGCUCAGGUGGACUCUGCCCGAACAGUAUCGACGAGAUUGUGACAGCUGAGGAGAACCUGUUGACACCAGAACCCAACAGCCUUCCACACAACAAGGUGGCGUAGAGCCCCACGCUCUUGUUCAAUGCUCUCCACAACCAAUUCUCUACCAGCGUUAUCAAACUCAUGAAGCAGCAGGAAGAACACUGAGCCUGCAGCCCCGUCUGGUGGGGCUGAGGAAGUACCUACAUUUCAGUGACUCCAGCUGCAGGAAGCACAUCACUUUUCUGUAAAAUCACAAGACCUCAUGAGACUUUCACAGUCACGAAUGCCAGUCCCGACAGCUCAGGGAACAUCGGAGAGACCAGUCAGCUGCCGCUCACUCUAUGCACAGCUAUUUAUUUUGCUUCAGUUUACAGAGUUUCGAAUCUAUAAUUCAAGCUUCUCUCACACGCUCUUUGUUCAUUUGAAUUUAAAAACAUCUUUACCCUGUUACAUCCGAUCUCAUGAAGAUUUUUAUGUGCUUUGUUAAAUGAAUGUGGUAUUUUUUUACGCGACUCAGACUGCCAGAUAAGCAAUAGGUUGUGGCCAGUGCCUCAUGCCUAACCUGCUUGUUCAAGUGAUUUAUCACUGCUACAGUUUGCAGCCUGUUUCUGUCAUGUUUUGACUUUGACUGUUUACCUGCUUAAUUCUGUCUCGCUCAUUGUUUAGCUUUCAAAUAAAACAUUAUGAGCUGCAAAGUA